Molecule: messenger RNA, 2485 nt
Organism: Helicoverpa zea (corn earworm)
Lineage: Eukaryota; Metazoa; Arthropoda; Insecta; Lepidoptera; Noctuidae
Product: phosphoenolpyruvate carboxykinase [GTP]-like
Exons: 12
Coding region: 230-2146 (638 amino acids)
Biological process (GO): cellular response to insulin stimulus; response to starvation; gluconeogenesis
Cellular component (GO): cytosol
Molecular function (GO): phosphoenolpyruvate carboxykinase (GTP) activity; GTP binding; manganese ion binding
Source: RefSeq, a predicted model, not a curated record
AUACCCACUCCGUUACCAGAGUUCUAUCACGCAUAGUAUUAAAUGGGUUACAAAUUAAACACUAUAGCGUAUUAUAGGUGGCUUAUAAUUCUGUUCAGCUUCAGUAAUUUUGACCAAAUAUAACUCUGGUAUUUUAAGUUUAUUUUUCAAUUUUUCAAUUGCAAGUAUUAAUUGUUUGUUAAGUUUUGUUUUAAUUGUAUAGUUACUUUAAAUUACUUAAUUAUUAAAAAUGUUGCAUCUCAACACUGUCCCUGAAGAUUACGUGAGGAAGACCAACCAGUAUGCCCAAGUGGCUCUGGCCUGUGGGCGCGCGGCCCAUCAGACCGCUCUCCGGGGUGCAAGCGCUCCUAGCCCCCAACUCGCUGCUUUGACUCCCAAGGUCCGAGCCUUCGUGGAGCGCAGUGCUGCUCUCUGUCAGCCGGAACAUGUGCACGUCUGUGACGGCUCCGAGGCUGAAGCCGCUGCCUUGUUGCAUAUCAUGCAGCAACAGGGAAUGCUUAAGCGCUUGCCUAAAUAUGACAACUGCUGGCUGGCCCGCACCGACCCAGCUGACGUAGCCCGCGUGGAGUCCCGCACCUUCAUCUGCUCUGACAAGGAGAGAGACGUGGUGCCCAUCGCUCGUGCUGGUCAGAAGUCCGCUCUGGGCAACUACAUCGCUCCCAGUGAUUAUGAUAAGGCUAUCACCGAGAGGUUCCCUGGAUGUAUGAGAGGCCGUACAAUGUACGUGAUCCCAUUCUCCAUGGGUCCCGUCGGAUCCCCAUUGUCUAAGAUCGGAGUGGAGAUCACCGACUCACCCUACGUCGUAUACUCCAUGCGUGUUAUGACCAGAAUGGGAGCCAAAGUGUUGGAAGCUCUUCGUCAAGAUGAGCAGUUCGUCCGAUGCUUACACGCGGUCGGCACCGGCGGUAUUGCGGGCUGGCCCUGCGAUCCGCCGCGCACCAUCAUUCUGCAUAAACCCGCUGAUAAUGAGAUCGUUAGCUAUGGCAGUGGUUAUGGAGGCAACAGUUUGUUGGGCAAGAAGUGUUUCGCUCUGAGAUUGGGAUCUGUCAUCGCGCGCCGCGAGGGAUGGCUGGCUGAGCAUAUGCUGAUCGUAGGAGUAACAGACCCCAAAGGCAGGAAGCGCUACAUCGCCGCCGCGUUCCCCUCAGCCUGCGGCAAGACCAACCUCGCCAUGAUGACGCCCACGCUACCGGGGUACAAGGUCGAGUGUGUGGGCGACGAUAUAGCGUGGAUGAAGUUCGAUAAGAACGGGGUCUUGAGGGCUAUCAAUCCGGAGAAUGGGUUCUUUGGUGUUGCUCCAGGAACCUCAGAAGCCACGAACCCCAUAGCGAUGUCAACAGUAUUCCAAAACACGGUAUUCACGAAUGUCGGCGAGACCAGUGACGGCGGCGUCUGGUGGGAGGGUAUGGGCAAUGCGCCUGAGACCCUCACUGACUGGAAGGGACAGCCUUGGGAUGCUAGCAAGAAGACCCCCGCUGCACACCCUAACUCUAGAUUCUGCACUCCAGCGGAACAGUGCCCCAUCAUCGACCCUGAAUGGGAAAGCUCUGAAGGUGUGCCCAUCUCCGCCAUCCUCCUGGGAGGGCGCAGGCCUGCCGGAGUGCCAUUAGUCGUGGAGUCCCGCGACUGGCAGCAUGGGGUGUUCAUGGGAGCCACCAUGAGAUCUGAAGCUACUGCUGCCGCUGAACAUGCUGGCAAAGUAGUGAUGCACGACCCGUUCGCGAUGCGUCCGUUCUUCGGCUACAACUUCGGCGAGUACAUCAAGCACUGGCUGUCCAUGCCGCAGCAAGGCAGACAGAUGCCCAAGAUCUUCCACGUCAACUGGUUCCGCAAGAACGAUGAGGGCAAAUUCCUAUGGCCCGGUUAUGGCGAGAACUCCCGCGUCCUGGACUGGAUCCUGCGCCGCUGUGACAACGAGCCCUGCUACACUGAGAGCCCUCUCGGCAACAUCCCCACUGAAGGCGACCUCAACACUGACAACCUCGGACCCAUCGACAUGAACACCCUCUUCAGCAUACCCAAGGACUUCUGGCUCCAAGAAGCCGACGCCAUCGAAAAGUAUUUCAAGGAAGAAGUUGGAGAAGACCUACCCCCAGCCAUGUGGGAGGAACUCAACAAACUUAGGAAAAAUGUCCAACAAUCAUAAAUACCAAAGAUUUUUAGUUUUAAGCCUAGACUAAGUUCUGGAAUGUAAAGAUACUACUUAUAUUUUCUUUUUCGUGUAUUUGCAAACAUUCCCGAGAUAUGUUUAUUUUUUCAUUUUAAUCGAGCGCUGGUCGUACAAUUUUGAGAUAAAAAUGAUUGAAAACUAAAUGGAUGGUUUUACGAAGAACAAGAAGGCUGUGUUAUUUAAGUAAAAAUAAUGAUAUUUUAUAAGAAUUUUAUGUAUUGUAUAACGCGAUAAUUAAUUACUCAUCAGAUAUUGGAUAAAUAUUUUUAUGUGUAAGUUAAUUUUUAAAUAAAACGUAUUAUUCAAUGAGUAUAA